AUGGAUUUUUCCAAAUAUGGUUUCAAGAAUCCACAGAAAUGGAUUAGUGGGUGGUUCUUUAACUUUCUGUGAGAGUCAAUGCAACAACAAAGAAGAAGAACUCUUAAGAGUUAAAGACAAACUCUCACAUUCAGAUGGUUUUGAAGAUUAGUGUAAAAGCUAAAAGCAACAUCUUGGGUCUGAUCAUACACACACUCACUUGCUCUCUAGACUCCAGGUCACACCAGCAGAAAAAGUAUCUCUGACUCUGAGUCAAUCUUUCUUUCUUUACCUUUCCGUUUCUUUUGAGCUUAAAACCUGUGGGGGAAUCUAUAAUCCAAUCUCCACCUCAGUAAAUGCAUCAAAAGCAAAAGAAAAGGUAUUGGAAAAAAAAAAGAGCAACAUAAUCACACUGUUGGUAUACCACCUUGAAUCCGUGGAUCACUACUAAACCAUUGGCAAUGAUAUUUCCAUAUUUAGUAAAAAAAAAAAAAGAUUCCCAUGAACUGUAUAUGCCACUUAGUUCUCAUAUUUGAAAAAAAAUUAAAGAAUCUUAAGUUGAUGCAGUUUUUAGUGAACGCGAAAGGGCACAUCAUUGGGCAAAGGAACACAAGGUAGUAAAGUAGUGACAUAGAUCUGAUUUACACAAUCUAACACUAUAAAUAGACUCAACAUUGUUAUAACAUCAAAUCAAAAACAACCAUUGAGUUCCCUCUUACACUCUUCAUCCAAAUGGAAAGCAUAAGAAGUUUAGUAGCAGAGAAACCAGUGGUGAUAUUCAGCAAAAGCAGUUGCUGCAUGAGCCAUUCAAUCCAAACACUGAUCUCAGGGUAUGGUGCAAAUGUGACAGUCUACGAGCUUGACCAGUUGUCUAACGGCCAGGAGGUGGAGAAAGCAUUGGUACAAAUGGGGUGUAAGCCGAGUGUGCCAGCUGUGUUCAUAGGGGAACAGUUAAUCGGUGGUGCUAACCAGGUGAUGACCAUUCAUGUCAAGAACCAACUAGCUGCAUUGCUAAGAAGAGCCGGAGCUAUAUGGGUUUAAAGAUUGAGAAGAAUCUAUAUACUACUUGUUUUGCCUUUUUUCGGGUUUUCGAGUUUCUACUACAAUGCACUGUCAAGUGUAGUAGUCCCACACACACAAACCCUGGUGCUCUAAAGAUCAAGAACUUGUGUAUUAUAAUAAUAUCAUACUUGUUAUAUCAGCAAAUGCUUAUUCAUAACUAACAGAGAAACGUUUGCUUUUUUUUUUUGAUUAAUCUUUGUUUUAACAAAAUGAAAAGGCAUUUUAUUCAA
Molecule: messenger RNA, 1271 nt
Organism: Brassica rapa (field mustard)
Lineage: Eukaryota; Viridiplantae; Streptophyta; Magnoliopsida; Brassicales; Brassicaceae
Product: monothiol glutaredoxin-S6
Source: RefSeq, a predicted model, not a curated record